Messenger RNA from Mucor velutinosus, 4191 nucleotides. RefSeq lists its product as uncharacterized. The transcript is spliced from 4 exons. Gene Ontology annotation, cellular component: trans-Golgi network; plasma membrane. Gene Ontology annotation, biological process: phospholipid translocation. NCBI's taxonomy places the organism in Eukaryota, Fungi, Mucoromycota, Mucoromycetes, Mucorales, Mucoraceae. Gene Ontology annotation, molecular function: ATP binding; magnesium ion binding; ATPase-coupled intramembrane lipid carrier activity. The record is from RefSeq and is a predicted model, not a curated record. The coding region runs from base 1 to 4191 and encodes 1396 amino acids.
AUGAAUAAACAGCUACGGUUCAAGGCAUUGUUCUCAAAAAAGGCCAAGCAACAGCUGCAAGAUGAAACGAUCGAAAACGAAAUCAAAAGGACGGAAUCCACCUCGUCCUACAUGCAAAAGCGACGAAAGAUCUACGUCAACAUGCCGCCGCCAUCCUCUGAAUACGACGACAAUGGCAACUUGAUUGAUCAUUCCUAUGUGCCUAACCGAAUCCGAACAGCCAAAUACACACCACUGUCAUUUAUACCAAAAAAUCUGUUUGAACAGUUUCGAAAUAUCGCCAAUCUGUAUUUUUUAUUCCUUGUCAUUUUGCAAUGUAUUCCCUUAUUUGGUGUGACAGAACCUGGUGUAUCCGCGAUUCCACUCAUCGUCAUUUUAAUCAUCACAGCCAUCAAGGACGGCAUCGAGGAUGCAAAGCGAAAUCAGUCUGAUCAGAAGGUCAACAGAGCAAAGACGCUGACAUUGAGCCAUUGGAAAAACGUCAACAUACCCGAGGAGAAGAAGAGCAGAUUCCAUGCCCUGCAUGUCGUUUUAGGAUUUUUUUGCAUGCUGGCGGGAGUGGACAACAAAUACACUCAUGCCUAUCGACUCUCCACCGCAAAAGAUGUACCUGUAUCCAAGGUGGAGCUCAACUUUGAUGAUGAUAAAUCGCCCUUGAAUGAAGUGGACGAAAACGCCUCGUCCGAGAGCGCCUCAUUGAACGAUGAUCAGCAGCAGCAGCAGCAGCAGCAAGAAGCUUCUCCAGAUUUCCUAGCUCUUCCUCAGCAGAAAAAUUUUUUGGGCAAAGUAAGACAACGAUCCGACACCAUUGGAUCCGCCUUCAACAACAUGUUUGCGUCUGCAGCACGCAAAAAGUUCUAUCGACCAGGCACUAUCCCGCACUCAGUGCUACACAGAGCACCUACACCCAGCAUCCGACGCAAAUCCUCUUCUGUCCACCCAGGCGCUUUGAAAUGCUCCGACCUUCCAGCAGGGGAUCCACCGGUCGACAACUGUAAAGUGUGGUGGCAAGAGGUGCAGUGGCAGGAUCUGCAAGUGGGAGAUUAUGUCAUGAUCAGAAACGAUGAAAACGUACCAGCUGAUAUCGUUAUUUUAUCGACAUCUGAAAAGGACAACUUGUGUUAUGUGGAAACUCAAAAUUUGGACGGUGAAACCAACUUGAAGGUGAGGGAGGGCCUCAAAGCAACCAGCGAGCUGAGGUCAGUGCAUGAUUGUGAGAGAGCCUUUUUCUAUUUCGAAAGUGAGCCGCCUCACGCCAAUCUGUACUCUUAUAACGGUGUCAUGCGUUGGAACAUUGAACAGCCUGUGGAGGAUCAAGAGGAAGAGUCCGUGUCGCAUCAAAAGACAGAAGCAGUGACAUACAACAAUCUGCUUUUGCGUGGCUGUGUGCUGAGAAAUACGAGAUGGGCUAUCGGCAUCAUUGUGUUUACGGGCGAUGAUACCAAAAUCAUGCUGAAUUCUGGUAAAACACCAUCCAAGCGUAGCAAAAUGGCCAAGGCAACCAAUCCCUUUGUUAUCGCCAAUUUCGUUGUUUUGGCCAUCUUGUGUAUCGUAUCAUCUGCUCUGGCGAGUGCGUUUUUCAGUGCUCCUGGAUCUGCUCGCUUUUUCGACUUUGGAAUUGAGGGCUCAAGUGGAUCGUAUCUUGGUUUCAUCACGUUUUGGGUCACAUUGAUCUUGUACCAGAAUAUUGUGCCCAUUUCUUUGUACAUUUCCGUGGAAAUCGUCAAGACGCUGGCAGCUUAUUUUAUUUAUGCAGACAUCGACAUGUACUACGCACCAACAGACACACCCUGUAUCCCCAAGACAUGGAACAUUUCUGACGAUCUCGGCCAAAUCGAAUACAUUUUCUCGGACAAGACGGGCACACUGACGCAAAAUGUCAUGGAAGCAAGAAAGGGCACAGUCAAUGGCGUCUCUUACGGCGUUGGCAAGACAGAAACAUCAAUAGGCGCUGAGAUUCGUCGUGGCUCCAUUUACUCUGAAAAGGAUCUGGAUGCUGCCAACCUCUCUGACAUGGACGAAGCACGCAGACAAAUGUACCAGAAACAAGACGAUCUCUUUGAAAACAAGUAUCUGGGGCCCAAGCCGACAUUCAUUGAUCCCAACUUUUUUGUGGAUCUAGGACAGCAAAAUGCGCACUCUACAGCCAUGAUUCACUUUUUCACCACAUUAGCACUAUGUCAUACAGCCAUUGCAGAGCGACCUGACAAACAAAAUAGACACAUCAUCGAGUACAAAGCGCAAUCACCGGACGAAGCUGCACUGGUCGCUUCAGCUCGAGACCUGGGCUUUGUCUUUUUAGGCCGGGAAUCCAACACGUUGACUGCAGAAAUCAUGGGCGAGAAGAAAAAGUACGAAUUGCUCAACGUGCUCGAAUUUAACUCUACCAGAAAGCGCAUGAGUGUGAUUAUCAGGCCCCAUGAUAGUGAUAGAAUUGUGCUGCUGUGUAAGGGUGCUGAUUCUGUCAUUUAUGAGCGUCUUUGCAGCGAUUUCGGCGACCAGCAUGAGUUGGAAAAGCAGCAGAUGGAUUUGCAGGCCACCACCUCAGAGCAUUUGGAGGAUUUCGCUAAUGAAGGUCUGCGUACACUGUGUUUGGCUUAUAGAUUCAUUUCACCCAAAGAAUACAAAACGUGGAACCGACGAUUUCAAGAAGCCAGUGCUGCCAUUUACAACCGUGACGAAAAGAUUGAGGAGGUGUCUGAGGAGAUUGAGAGUAACAUGCUGCUGAUGGGUGGCACUGCAAUUGAGGAUCGUCUGCAAGACGGCGUUCCUGAAACGAUUGCCAAGCUGGCUCAAUCCGGUAUCAAAUUGUGGGUGCUUACUGGAGACAAGACUGAAACAGCCAUUAACAUUGGCUUCUCGUGUAAUCUGAUCACAUUGGAUAUGGAAUUGGUGAUUGUCAAGGCAGAUGAUCGUGAUGAAACGCUGGUUGAGCUAGAGAAAGCCAUUAAGCAUACGGACUCCUUAGUAGGCGAAAAGAGAUGCGCUCUGGUUAUUGAUGGUACGACACUCAAAUAUGCAUUGGAGCCCAAAACAAAGGACCUAGUAUUGGAUCUCGGUAUGCGCUGUGCAAGUGUGAUUUGUUGUCGCGUCAGUCCCAAACAAAAGGCGCAGGUUGUCCAUCUCGUUAAAAAGGGUCUCAAGGUCAUGACACUGGCUAUUGGCGAUGGUGCCAAUGAUGUCUCCAUGAUCCAAGAAGCCAAUGUGGGCAUCGGUAUUUCUGGCGUGGAAGGCAGACAGGCUGUCAUGGCCUCUGACUAUGCGAUUGCUCAGUUUCGUUUCCUGGAAAAGCUGCUACUGGUGCAUGGCCGCUGGUCCUACUUGCGUACAGCAGAAAUGAUUAUGGGCUUCUUUUUCAAGAAUAUUGUAUGGACAUUUGUCUUGUUUUGGUAUCAGAUCUUUUGCCAAUUCAAUGGAUCCAUGAUGUUUGAGUACGCUCUCGUGGCUCUCUACAAUCUUAUCUUUACCUCGUUGCCUAUCAUCUUCUUGGGCAUCUGGGAUCAAGAUGUCAAUGCCAAGGUCUCUGAUCUGUAUCCUGAAAUGUACCGUAUGGGUCUUCGCAACGACAAGUUUAAACCAUGGCGAUUCUACUUGACAGUUGUCGAUGCCAUAUUCCAGUCGUCUGUGUGCUUCUUUUUCCCCUACAUGCUUUUGCUCGGUGGCCCGCCCGACCCUCAAGGCAGAGAUCAGAACGGCAUGUAUGAGCUGGGCACCAUUGUGUCUAGUAUCGCUGUGAUUGUAGCCAACUUCUUUGUCAUGACUUCCCUAUACAGCUUCACGUGGAUCCAACUGUUCAUCAUUUGGAUAUCGAUCCUGGUGUACUAUGCUUUUGUUUGCAUUUAUGCCCAAUUCAACACCUUUAUCUUUGCUGGCCAGGAUGUCUUGUUUGGUACGGGCUGCUACUGGAUGGUGCUCAUUCUGACCAUUGUUGCUUGUUUCCUGCCUCGUAUGUCUGCUAUGCAUUUUUUGCAUCAAUACUUUCCUUACGAUAACGAUAUUGUGCGCGAGCAAGAGCUUGUCUUGCACAAUGGCCGUUCUAGCUAUGCCCAACCUGAACAAGGUCCUGGAAGCAGCCUAGAAACCAAGUGCCAAGCAGAAGACGACAAAUCGAAGCGAUACAUCGCGCAAGACAACAGCAGCAGCUCAGCGAAUUACCCCCCUCUUGAAGAGUUGCCUAAUUCUGUAGCAUAA